This is a messenger RNA of Striga asiatica, 663 nucleotides long. NCBI's taxonomy places the organism in Eukaryota, Viridiplantae, Streptophyta, Magnoliopsida, Lamiales, Orobanchaceae. The record is from the annotation of a GenBank genome assembly.
AUGCGCCACCUCACCCUUGCCGCCCCACCCACCACCGCCCCUUCCCUCUGCGUGGCCGCCUGCGAGCUCGUCGGCGGCCGCCGCACCCUCUCCCUCGCCGCCGCCGCCGCCGUCCACCUCAUCGCCGCCGCCGCCCACAUCCACCAAAACCUCCCCCUCACCGACCGGCCCAAUCCCAAUCCCAGACCCAAUGUCAAUCACAUUUACGGCCCAAACAUCGAGCUUUUAACAGGGGAUGGGAUUAUCCCUUUUGGGCUUGAGCUUCUGGCCCAAUCGAUGGACCCGGCUCAAACCAACCAGGAUAAGGUGCUUAGGGCGAUAAUCGAGAUCAGUCGGGCGGGUGGGGCCCACGGGAUUGUGGAAGGGCAUUAUCGGGAGCUCGAUUCGGAGGAGUGGGAAGAAAAUGUGUGUAGGAAGAAAGAAGGGGUGCUUCAUGGAUGUGGGGCGGCUUGUGGGGCGAUAUUGGGAGGGGGAAAUGAGGAGGAAAUCGAGGGGUUGAGGAGGUUCGGGAUUUACGCGGGCACGAUUAGAGGAUUACGGGCCUCGAGUAAAAACGGGCCUGGAAUUGAAGAAAAGAUUCGAGGUUUGAGGGAUUUGGCGAUUAAGGAGCUCGAGAUUUUUCGAGGGAAGGAGCUCGUCGAGGUUGUCGCGGGCCUUUGUUGA